ACAACCCGGAACAACUCUCCACCCGCCCGCCACGUCGAGGAAUAUCAGUCAGAAUAUCCUCCCCCCUCAUUCUCAGCAAGCCCGGACCAAAAUUUGCUGUUCUAGUGCCAGACAGACCCCUCCGUUCCAUUAUUGGGAAAUACUGACCCAAGUUUCGUUUCUCCGUUCAUCACCAGUCCCCUUCCUUCUCGCGUCGCACUCAUUGCCCCUUUCCCACAAAAUAUCUCCAACCUCACAAUAUGGGUACCUACAAGCCCAAUACUCUACCGUUAAUCCCGCUCCCGUACUCUGCUGUUCUCUUUCCCGGCGUCAUCCGUAAGUUGGCCUGUGCACCCCCGAUAGGAACACAGCUGACAAUGCCCCCUUUACCCGUAGUUCGCAUCUUCGUUUCCGACCGCCAGGACAUCACCGCUUUGCUUGCUAAGCUCUCCAACAACAACACUACGCCGCUCAAUUCUUCCAGUCUACGAAUAGGGUGUAUCCCGCUGAAGCCGCCGACGCCUGUCAGCCCGCCGAUCGCCAAGACGGACGACGACAAGAAGCGAAUAAUUGAGGAGGAAGGCGAUGAGGUCGAGGAAACUCAGCUGGCAUUCUUAAACAUCGACCCGUCCUCAGCCACGCCGGAGGAAUUAUUCUCGCACGGUACCACGGCCCGGGUGGUCGGUGUGGAGGGCCACUCGCGCGUGGACUCGUUCGGCACUCGUGGGCCCAAUGGGCAGAAUGGAAUCGCUCUUGUGGUGGAGGGGGUUUCCAGGUUUAGGGUCAAGCAGUUUCUACAACGCACUCCCUUCAUCGAGGCAGACGUGGAGAACUUUGUCGAUCCGCCCGUGCAAAAGUCCGAUGUUCCCACGCAUUCCUAUUUCACCCAGCUCAAAACCUUGAGCAGGGAGCUCGUUUCCUUACUCCAGAUGAACUCUUCCAGAGGUGUGGGAUUACCACCGUUGGUCGCCAGGCGGUUAGAGCUCUUAAUCGCCGAGAAAAAGCUCUGCGAUGCCGGAUCCUUGGCGGAUUUUAUGGUUUCCGCUGUAGAAACUACACUCGCCGAGCGUUUGCGGAUCCUCUCGGCCGUUGAUGUCCCGGAAAGGUUGGAGAAGGCGGUCACCGUACUUACCAGGCAGGUUAAUAAGAUCAAGUCAAUUAUUACCAGGAGCAAUAAGAUUCCUCCUCCUCCGCUUAUCGUCAUGGAUAGAAGGGAUGGCCUACCGGGCCUUCCGCCAAGGAGCGCGAAAAGGAGUCCUGGUUUUGGGGACAUGGAUGAGGAUGGAGAGAAUGACGAGGAACUGGACGAACUGUCCAGGAAGAUUGAGGAAGCCAAGCUAAGUCCAGAAGCACUGAAGCUUGCACGGAGGGAAAUGCAGAGGCUGAGAAGAAUGAGUCCUGUCCAGGCUGAAUACGGUGUGUGUAGAACAUAUUUGGAGACUCUAUCAGAGGUAAGCCUUUUUUUUCUUUCUUUCUUCUGUGUAUUUCCCUCGGUAGAUGCAGCAUCUCGGGGGCGCACCGGCAAAGUGAUUUUCCACACUCUAGAAAUCGAGUCAUUUCCGGUGAUGCGAAUCAUAUCCUAAGCACCAUGAGCUUGAUGGUACUCGCCCACACCGAGAAAUGACUUCCCUCACUGAAUAAUUCCAUGGAUGCAUCCCCCGGCCAAAGGUCAGCAACUCGGUGGAAUCCCGCCGGACGCCUAAAGCUCUCAUCGAUAACCACAAUGCAACCGGCAUUCAGGCUCGACCAAUUCCUGGGGAUCGCCCAAUCUUCGUUAUGAUAAUUGUGUGGUCACUGCCAUGGGCUGAGAGAGAUGAGGGCGUAUGCCCCGGAUUUCUGUUUAAGCAUAGAAUUGGAGUAUCAUGAGAAAAACUGGCUCCUCCUCUGGAGCAUCCAAUUGUAGUUCCGAUCCCUUUGGCAUCACCUCUCACAACAAUGCGUGUUACGGAUAUCACUCGUAAUUAAUAUAUCCGGUUACAAUGUAAUCUUGCUACAAACGAGUGAUAGAGAGAUUUACUUUAUGACUAUUCACCAACUACCUUCUUUCACCCCCCCCCCUAAAACCCAUGGAGUAGUUAAUAGCAGUUUUUUCUGAUGCUAACCAAUGGCUCAUGAAUGUUUAGAUACCGUGGUCAAUAACUACCGAAGACCAGCUGGAUGCCACAACCCUUGCAAGGGCAAGAAAGCAACUUAACGAUGAUCAUUACGGGCUUGAAACCGUCAAGAAGCGGCUUCUCGAGUACCUAGCAGUUCUCCGUCUGAAGCGUCAAGUCAACUUGGAAACCGAGGCCGCAGCAAAGGCUGUCGAAGACCAAGCCAGGAAACUUGAAGAAAAUGUCCCCAAGGAGGGCGAGGAGACCCAGCUGAUAAAGUCUCCGGCUCCUAAGAGAGAUGAGCCGGUGGUGGUGAGGAAGCCCCUGGUCGACAAAUCGCCAAUUCUGUUACUCGUGGGACCCCCGGGAGUCGGAAAGACAAGUCUUGCGCGUAGUGUGGCCGCUGCUCUAGGACGAAAGUUCCACCGGAUCAGUUUAGGAGGUGUGAGAGAUGAAGCAGAAAUUAGGGGUCACCGCAGGACCUAUGUUGCCGCUAUGCCUGGUCUGAUAGUUAAUGCGUUGAAGAAAGUUGGGGUAGCGAAUCCGGUAAUAUUGUUGGGUGAGUUCGAGGGAAUUUCAGAUGACCCUUCUUUCUCCACCCUAAUAUCGGGACUUUUUUGAGCCUUUCUAGGCACCUUCCCAAGUUUACUCCACCUACCAGCCAUGGAAUAAACGCUAACCCUAAAUCCGCAGAUGAGAUCGACAAAAUCGGAGGAGCCAACUUUCAUGGGGACCCGAGUGCAGCAAUGUUGGAAGUUCUUGAUCCGGAGCAGAAUUGGAGCUUCACCGAUCACUAUAUCGGCAUCCCUAUCGAUCUAUCCAAAGUGGUAUGUUUCCCGCUCUCCCCGACAACAUUUCAUUCUAUCAUUUUACUUUCUUGCUCGCCGCUUUCUCUCAUUGGAGAUGGAGAGAGAGAUAGAAAGAGGAAGAGAAAAAGGGAAAAAUAAUAUACCUUGCUCUUCCUACCCGAGAUGUCAAAAAGAGCUCCCCUGUUUCCCGGCUCUGGGGCUCUCACUCUCUCACUCUGUCUUUUUCCCUCUCUCUUUGAACCAUUUGGUAUGUUCUCAGUGGUUUGAUUGCUUGCCUCGUUUAUUCACCUCCCCCUCCUAACCUUUGCCCAUCCCCACAUGUCAUCAACCCAACCUCCGGCCCCAUGGUCACUUUAACAUUUAACCCCCUACAUUUCAUGUCCCCCCUUUUCAUCCUCACUCCUUCCCCCUUGCAUUCCCCGCCCUUGUCCCAUAGUCUUUAUUUUCCCACCCUCUCCAUUUGAUUUUAAUUAUUAUUAUUUCAAUUUUCCGCACGCGAGGGUUCUGGGGGGUUGGCUCGAAAGGCACUUGCGCCCCACCCCAUUACCCCCUGCCUCGCGGUGCUCAUACAACUGUCACUUUCGACCGGAGAAGCGAGCGGAGAAUAAUUUCUUGAAAUUAUCACGUUCCUUAUGAGGCAACACACCAUCUCCUUGCCCCACCCCACCUACCCCCCUGAACUUGCUUGCAUUUGAUUCCUGCUCCUCUUCACCCCUCCUCGCUCCCUUAUCGUAGUACCGGCCUCGCCCUCCGAAUUUCCCCUAAUGCUCGCGUGUCCGGGAAGAGUUUGCGGGGAGCCGCCGCCAGUCUAUUUUUUGUUUUAAAAAUAUUUUCCGUUGCUGGCGAGAUUUUGUACUUCCCUGAUCCUGGGCUAAUAUUGAUAAUUGGGUAAUACCAGCUCUUCAUCGCGACAGCAAAUUCCGUGGACACUAUUCCGCCACCACUCCUCGAUCGCAUGGAGAGGAUCCGGUUGAGCGGGUACACAUCCCUAGAAAAAAUGCAUAUUGCAUCCCAGUACCUUAUUCCUAAACAGUUGCAAUCUAAUGGUCUAGCCGCUGGCCAGGUCGAGCUGCCGGCCGACGUGCUGUCAAAGAUCAUAACGUCGUACACGAGGGAAUCGGGUGUCAGAAACCUAGAGAGGGAAAUAGGGAGCGUCUGCCGAGCCAAAGCAGUUGAAUACGCCGAAGCCAAGGAUGCUCAUAAGGAAGAGUCGUACAAGUCCAGGGUUGAGAUCUCGGAGCUCGAGGGCAUACUCGGGAUUGAAAAGUAUUACUCGGAGAUUGCUGAACGGAGCAACAAGCCCGGUGUCGUGACGGGAUUGGUUGCUUUCAGUACCGGCGGCAUCGGUUCUAUAUUAUUUAUAGAAAGCGAGCAGAUGCCGGGUAGCGGAAGGCUGCAGUUGACGGGGAAAUUGGGCGAAGUAAUCAAAGGUUCGUCCCAUGUUUUAGAUUCCCUCUCCACCAAUCAAGUGGUGAUUACACCAAAUGCACAACAAAUCACAACGCAUGAAGAACCUAACCGAUUGACAACUCUUUUUCUUGUCCAACCCACCACACAGAAAGCGUUGAAGUAGCAUUAACCUGGGUGAAAGCCCAUGCCUACGUCCUGGGACUUACGAACCAUCCGGACGAGGAUCUUACGAAGAACAGGAACGUGCACGUGCAUUGUCCUGCAGGCGCGGUGCCGAAGGUUAGCUUUUGCGAUUUGUUGACUCGCAGCUUAUCGAUCCUCCAAUUCCUUCCCUCCCGUGAGGCAAUUAUCAGCUGACUUUUUUAUCACGGCAGGAUGGUCCGAGCGCAGGUGUUGCCUUCACGAUCGCCAUGAUAUCGAUGUUUUCCGGCCGUCGAGUAUCACCCACGCUUGCUAUGACAGGCGAAGUUUCUCUCCGAGGAAGAGUCACCCCCGUGGGUGCGUUACCAAAACUUAUCCCCCUAUCCAAUUAUACCUUCAAAGCACCCUCACCGGAAGGAGUCAACUUCAGCUAACCUGAAUUAUUGUUAUUUUUCGCAGGCGGGAUCAAGGAAAAAUUGAUAGGAGCGCUAACUGCCGGCGUAAAGACGGUGCUUUUGCCUGUGCACAACAGGAAGGAAGUACGUGAGCUCCCUGAGGAAGUCAAGAAUGGGCUCGAGAUAAUCUAUGUGAGGUAAGCGACGAAACCCUAUUUGAGCCCAUGACAAGUCGUAACCGAGAUGUGGAAUCUUUGCUGAUAUUGUCCACGGCUUGUCCUUGUAGGAGCGUAUGGGAGGCGCUUAAGCACGGUAUGCACCUCCCUGUUCUACCUAUUCUCCUUCCGGAAACUAACUGAGUUGUAGUCUGGCCCGAGUGGACCGUUGGUGAAGAAAACAUGGCGUUCGAAAGUCGACUAUGAUUGACUGCGGCAGGAUAUUACAAUAGGCGGGGAGUAGUGCGUCUUACCUGCUUUGAAUGAGUCCUGUAUUCCACUGAAUUGUGGUUUAUCUGCAUCCCUUCCAUUAGCUUUGUCACAUUGCAUGUCUAACUCGCCUCCCGAUCUUGCUUUUUCACUUAUUCAUUUAUUUUCCUCCCUUGUAUUCUCCCGCGCCUUCCAUGUCAUAACAUCUCAUAUCAUAACAUCCACUCAAAUACCCUAUCACCCGAUCCCUCAAUUGGUGAUGACGAUGACAUUAUUAUUAUUAUUACAGCCUGGUAUAUAAAUUUUAAAACUCUCCGAU
This is a messenger RNA of Tuber aestivum (summer truffle), 5571 nucleotides long. The record is from the annotation of a GenBank genome assembly. Lineage: Eukaryota; Fungi; Ascomycota; Pezizomycetes; Pezizales; Tuberaceae.